AGAGUUGAUAUUACAGGUGUUUCUAAAGUUUCAAAAAUGUUAGCCACAAUAACAUUACUUGCAUUCCAGCUGUGACCACCACUGCAACCCCUACCACAGGACAUCCAACAACAACAGCUGCCCCCACAACUACUAUAGCCGUAACCACAACCACUCUCCCAACUACUACUAAAGCUCCAACCACAACAGCUGUGCCCACAACAACUUCAGCCCCAACCACAACAGCUGCCCCAACUACUACCAAAGCUCCAACCACAACAGCUGCCCCAACAACUACAGAAGCUCCAACCACAACAGCUGCCCCCACAACAACUUUAGCUCCAACCACAACAGCUGAACCCACAACAGCCUUAGCCCCAACCACAACAGCCUCUUCCACAACUACUUUAGCUCCAACGACAACAGUUGCCCCCACAACUACAUUAACCCCAACCACAACAGCUGUUCAAACAACUACUGAAGCUCCAACCACAACAGCUGCCCCCACAACUACUUUAGCCCCAACCACAACAGCUGCCCCAACAACUACUAAAGCUCCAACCACAACACCUGCCCCCACAACUACUUUAGCCCCAACCACAACAGCUGCCCCAACAACUACUAAAGGUCCAACUACAACAGCUGCCCCCACAACUAUGUCAGCUUCAACAACAACAGCUGCACCUACAACUACUUUAGCCCCAACCACAACAGCUGGCUCGACAACUACAUUAGCUCCAACAACAACAGCUGCCGCCAUAACUACUUCACCUCCAGAAACAACAACCACCCCCACAACUACUAAAGCUCCAACCACAACACCUGCCCCCACAACUACUUUAGCCCCAACAACAACAGCUCCCCCAACAACAACAGCUGCCGCCAUAACUACUUCACCUCCAGAAACAACAGCCACCCCCACAACUACAAAAGCUCCAACCACAACACCUGCCCUCACAACUACUUUAGCCCCAACAACAACAGCUCCCCCAACUACUACUGAAGCUCCAACAACAACAGCUGCCCCAACUACUACUAAAGCUCCAACAACAACAGCCGCUUCCACAACUACUAUAGCCCCAACCACAACAGCUCCCCCAACAACUACUAUAGCCCCAACCACAACAGCUCCCCCAACAACUACUAAAGCUCCAACCACAACAGCUGCACCCACAACAACUUUAGCCCCAACCACAACAGCUGGCUCGACAACUACAUUAGCUCCAACAACAACAGCUGCCGCCAUAACUACUUCACCUCCAGAAACAACAGCCACCCCCACAACUACUAAAGCUCCAACGACAACAGUUGCCCCCACAACUACUUUAGCCCCAACAACAACAGCUCCCCCAACUACUACAAAAGCUACAACCACAACAGCUGCCCCCACAACUACGUCAGCUUCAACAACAACAGCUGCACCCACAACUACUUUAGCCCCAACCACAACAGCUGGCUCGACAACUACAUUAGCUCCAACAACAACAGCUGCCGCCAUAACUACUUCACCUCCAGAAACAACAGCCACCCCCACAACUACAAAAGCUCCAACCACAACACCUGCCCCCACAACUACUUUAGCCCCAACAACAACAGCUCCCUCAACUACUACUGAAGCUCCAACAACAACAGCUGCCCCAACUACUACUAAAGCUCCAACAACAACAGCCACCCCCACAACUAGUAAAGCUCCAACCACAACAGCUCCCCAAACUACUACUAAAGCUCCAACAACAACAGCCGCUUCCACAACUACUAUAGCCCCAACCACAACAGCUCCCCCAACAACUACUAUAGCCCUAACCACAACAGCUCCCCCAACAACUACUAAAGCUCCAACCACAACAGCUGCACCCACAACAACUUUAGCCCCAACCACAACAGCUGGCUCGACAACUACAUUAGCUCCAACAACAACAGCUGCCGCCAUAACUACUUCACCUCCAGAAACAACAGCCACCCCCACAACUACUAAAGCUCCAACCACAACAGUUGCCCCCACAACUACUUUAGCCCCAACAACAACAGCUCCCCCAACUACUACUGAAGCUCCAACAACAACAGCUGCCCCAACUACUACUAAAGCUCCAACAACAACAGCCACCCCCACAACUAGUAAAGCUCCAACCACAACAGCUCCCCAAACUACUACUAAAGCUCCAACAACAACAGCCGCUUCCACAACUACUAUAGCCCCAACCACAACAGCUGCCCCAACAACUACUAUAGCCCCAACCACAACAGCUCCCCCAACUACUACAAAAGCUACAACCACAACAGCUGCCCCCACAACUACGUCAGCUUCAACAACAACAGCUGCACCCACAACUACUUUAGCCGCAACCACAACAGCUGCUCCCCACAACUACUACUAA
Messenger RNA from Anguilla rostrata (American eel), 2354 nucleotides. RefSeq names its product mucin-2-like. NCBI's taxonomy places the organism in Eukaryota, Metazoa, Chordata, Actinopteri, Anguilliformes, Anguillidae. The transcript is spliced from 2 exons. The record is from RefSeq and is a predicted model, not a curated record. Bases 636 to 2354 code for a protein of 572 amino acids.